This is a messenger RNA of Setaria italica (foxtail millet), 1742 nucleotides long. RefSeq names its product homeobox-leucine zipper protein HOX5. NCBI's taxonomy places the organism in Eukaryota, Viridiplantae, Streptophyta, Magnoliopsida, Poales, Poaceae. Gene Ontology annotation, molecular function: DNA-binding transcription factor activity, RNA polymerase II-specific; sequence-specific DNA binding. Bases 552 to 1394 code for a protein of 280 amino acids. The record is from RefSeq and is a predicted model, not a curated record. The transcript is spliced from 3 exons. Gene Ontology annotation, biological process: positive regulation of DNA-templated transcription. Gene Ontology annotation, cellular component: nucleus.
CGCUCUCAACUUUACCCGCAAAAUCCAGCAAAAAAAAAUCUCGAAUAAAAAGGAAAGGGAGGAAAAACAAGGAAACUAGCAGCGGCAUCCACCACCGGAGCUCCCAUCAUCGGCCCAUCCCUCUGCGUCAACCCCCUCCACGAAAAUUCUAUUUGCAGUCCAGUCCCUGGCCGGCCCGGCCGGCCACCGGAGGGAGCCGCUCGCCGGAGGAAUCCACCCGUGUCCUUCAACUACGGAGGGGCCAUGGGGUUCUCGCUGUACCCCAUGAAGACGUCCACGCGCAUGCUCUGGAGCACCAGCUUCUUCCGCCAUAAGCUCGCCUCCUCCUCCUGCUUCAUCUGAGCCGGCCAGCCCACCCGCCCUCGAUCGCCCCGGCGGCCGCGAUUUCUAGCAGACGUUGGAGUGUGUGCGCGCGUGCGUGCGUGUGUGUUUGUGCGCGCGCGCGCGCUCGUGUGGGUUUCGUUUCGUUCUUUGGGAGGAGAAGGGCUAGGAGAAGUUUCAUAAAAGAAAGGGGGUGCUAGGAGAAGGGGAGGGCGCGAACAGGAAUCAGCAUGGAUCCGGGCCGCGUCGGCGUCGACUCCGGCGGCGCGCGGCGGGGCGGCGGCGGCGGCGGCGGCGGCGGAGCGCAGAUGCUGCUCUUCGGCGGCGGGGGCAGCGCCAACAGCAACGGCUUCUUCCGAGGUGUUCCGAUGGCGGUUCUAGGCAUGGACGACGCGGUGCGCGUGGGCAAGCGGCCGUUCUUCACGACGCACGAGGAACUCAUGGAGGAGGAGUAUUACGACGAGCAGGCGCCGGAGAAGAAGCGCCGGCUGACGGCGGAGCAGGUGCAGCUGCUGGAGCGGAGCUUCGAGGAGGAGAACAAGCUGGAGCCGGAGCGCAAGACCGAGCUCGCGCGCCGGCUGGGGAUGGCACCCCGCCAGGUGGCCGUCUGGUUCCAGAACCGCCGCGCGCGCUGGAAGACCAAGCAGCUCGAGACCGACUACGACCGUCUCAAGGCUGCCUACGACGCGCUCGCCGCCGAUCACCAGGGCCUACUCGCCGACAACGAUAGCCUCAGGGCACAGGUGGUCACCUUGACGGAGAAGCUGCAAGGCAAGGAGACAUCCCCGUCAGCUACCAACGCUGCCCAAGAGGCCGACGAUCUGGACGAGCACACUGCUGCGUCAGGCACUGAGAAGCUGCUGGCGCAGCAGCUCAGGGACGACCUCCUCAGCAGCGGUGACUGUACUGGCCAUGGUGUCCUCUCGUCUGAGGAAGAGGAUGGUGGUGUGGUCAGCGACGAGGGCUGCAGCUUCCACCUUCCGGACGCCUUGUUCGCUGCCGCCGAGGUCAUCCACCACGGCGCGGAGGAAGCACAGCUUUUCAACUGGACCUCCUGGUACUGGAACAACUGAUCGGUGGAUGGAUGGAUGGAUCCAUGCCAAAUUUGCAAAGGAGCAAGUCCCCUCCUGGUUUCGAGCCUUUUCUGCACCGCAUAAUUACUGUGUUAAUUAUGUGCCGUCAAAAUGUUUUUAUAUCAAGUGAUAAUACAGUACUGAUGUUGUUGUAGGUUAAUGGUUUUGAAGAUUUUGUAUGUUCAUACAGAAUAAUAUGCUUUGAACAUGAGAGUUGAAAGGUUGAAAUAAGUGGACGUGUUGACCUGUUGUGCAAUAGCAGGCCUCUUGUUUUGUUUGAAGAGUUUUUAUGUUGGUUUACACAUGAAUGCAUAUCCAACUUGGCCCUGCGAGGCCGUGGAUAAGGUA